Stegodyphus dumicola is the source of this 725-nucleotide messenger RNA. RefSeq lists its product as uncharacterized. NCBI's taxonomy places the organism in Eukaryota, Metazoa, Arthropoda, Arachnida, Araneae, Eresidae. The record is from RefSeq and is a predicted model, not a curated record. Gene Ontology annotation, biological process: DNA replication. Gene Ontology annotation, molecular function: DNA-directed DNA polymerase activity; DNA binding; nucleotide binding.
AUCGGUGCCGGAAGAAGCUGAUGUUCCCCCUGUGUCGGACUUGCGCCCUUCUUCAACUGCAGACUCCGUGUACCCACACAGACGACGAGCGAGCUCUUGUCGGAACGUGGGUAACGGAGGAAGUCAAACUGGCGAAAAAGAAAGGCUACCGCGUCACACAUAUUUACGAAGUGUACCAUUUCCAGGCAUCGUCUACUUCUCUGUUCAGAUCAUACAUUGAUCUGUUUCUGAAGAUCAAGCAGGAAAGUAGCGGAUGGCCUUCGGAGUGUGUGACGGAACUAGCCAGACUGAAGUACAUUCGCCAAUAUGAAGAAAGAGAGGGUGUCAAGUUGGAGGCCGAAAAAAUAUCGAAAAACCCUGGGCGUCGACAAGUCGCCAAGUUGGCCCUGAACAGUUUCUGGGGCAGAUGGGGUAUGAACGUCAACAAAGGACAGCUUACUUAUGUGCAUACGGUGCCAGAAUUUAAUAAGAUGUUGGCGGAUCCUACUAAAACAAUCAAGGAUGUCUUUCUUCCCACGCCUGAGGUGGCUGCCAUUUCCUGGGAAUCUGCGAAAGAGUUUGUGCCGCAGGAUGCCUCUACCAACAUUUUCCUAGCUGCGUUCACAACAGCUUGGGCUCGUCUCAAGCUGUAUAGUGAAAUGGAGAAAUUGGGUAGAGAUGUCCUGUAUCCACGACACAGACUCCAUCAUCUAUGCCUCGAAUGGAACCGCAAUGAUCCCCCUUAG